CAUUAAAUAGUGUUGCCUUGUGGCUUUCUGAGAACCUAACCUUCUUCCAUUGGCCCAGAGAAGCAGCGUAAUAAAUGACAAACCCUGCGAAGAUCGAGCAGCGCACUGACCCGAACUCGAGAAGAAGUUGGCAGCAUGUGGGAGGUCAAAGCCUGAGGUUUUGUGGAGAUGGAGAAUGCUUAGAGGUUUUACAUCAGCCGUUCAAGCUGCUUCACAGACGAGGUUGUUCAAUCAGUUGUCGCAAUGGAAGGCUCAGAAAAUCGUGAUGCGGACUUGGGGCUUGUGGGGAUGGGACUUCGUGUCUCUGUGUCCCCUGCACAAAAUGCCUUUUACAUCAUCCUGGUGUUGCUAGGAAUCCUGGGUAAUGCCACUGUGGUUGUGGUGAUCGGUAAGAGUGUGAUUAAGGACCACGGCGGAGGACGAAACUCGGACAUCAUCAUCAUUAAUAUGGCACUCUCUAACCUGAUGGUGUCUUUGAUGAGGAACAUGCUGCUUGUAAUCUCAGACAUAGGACUCGAGCUGUACUCAUCCAAAGAGUGGUGUCAGUUCCUGAUGGGUGUCUGGGUGUGGCUGCGAUCGGUCAACGUGUGGUCAACGCUCUAUCUCAGUGCAUUCCACUUCCAGACUUUGAGGCGCGUGGCUCCCAACAUGGGCAACCUUUACGGGGCCCGGAAUCCUGCCACCACCCUGCUGCUGAGUAUGGGCCUCAUCUGGCUCCUCAACUUUAUCUACUCCAUUCCUGCUCAUAUAUUUUCCACGAACGGGGAUGCGAACAGCACAGAGACUCUGAUGCUGGUGAGCAGCACGACGCGCCCCCUGCUGGGUUGUGUGUGGAAUUUCCCCUCCACCUACAGUGGCUUGGCCUAUGCCACCACCUCUAUAGUGAUCCAUGAGGUAUUUCCCAUAAUUCUGAUGGCUAUCACCAACAUGGGCUCCCUCUACACCCUCUACACCCAUGGCAGGAUGCGCAUCUCAGUACAGGACGGUCCGGUCAUCAAACGAGUGCCAGCUGAGAGGCGAGCGGCCAAGGUGAUUCUCGCUCUCAUUAUGCUCUUCAUUGCUUCCUGGGGAACCAGCAUUAUCUCCGUCAACUAUUUCAACUACAAUCAGGGCUCUUCGGCUGAUUUCCUCCUGGUCAUUGCUCGUUUUGCCAACAUUAUCUUCAUCGCCAUGUCACCUGCUAUCCUGGCUGUCGGCCACAGGAAACUGCGGUCCACUAUCAAGUCCUUGCUCUCGCACUGACAGAGCGACCGGCUGACAGGUCACUCUGCUGCAGCACUGGAGGUGCAGCUCACACAAUACUGAUAAUAUCUCUACCGUCAUCUCAAUAGUUAAUAGUUCUGAGGUUCAUGGUCAUUGGUGUGAGUGCUUAUUUAUCUCUGUACACCUUUGUUUGUAUGUGUGUGAGUGUGUGUGACUCAGAAUAGAAAGGCAAAGUGUUAAAACCCCAACAAGCCUAAAGGAUUCAUGUUACGUGACUCAGUCAGUAGACGGGGUUAUAGUACGAUUAUUUUUAUUAUGCAGUCCAAACAACAGGUCCUACCAAAAUGAAAAAUAUGUCCAAACUGAUUUAAUUUAAGAAUAAACUGCAACAUGUUUCCUUUAGUUUCCCAGAAAAAAUGUUAAUACUAUGCUUUAUAGGUUCAGUGUAAUGUUUUUUUCUCAACAUGAUGGCAUCCGACUACAUAUUUCAUAUUUUCAUACCUUGGGUGUAUCAACAUAAAAUAAUAUCGUAACUACUUACUUAAUAAACUUAUUGUGAGACAGUAGCCUCUGAUGCACCAUUUGACAUCUGGAUUUUUGGAUCUGUUUGCUUGAACCUUACAAAAGAUUUUAGUUACAAAACGCUGUGGAAAAGUGAAACAUGUUAUGAAGGAACAAUGCACGAUAUGUGGUAAAUAUAUGCAAUUGGACCAACAUUUCAAGGAACAAAAUGUCUCUGUAAUUUUCCCUGUUAUAUUUAUUUUUUAACUGUGUUGUGUUGGAUAUUGGAGACUGAUUGUACUGGGUUAGAUAUUUUUUAAAUCAUUAUACACUGUCAGAAAUAUAAUGGAGACAAACGCUGAUUUAUAAAAAUAAUCUCGAAUUCACAGCACAAAAAAACUUGUACAGGUGAUAU
Platichthys flesus (European flounder) is the source of this 2119-nucleotide messenger RNA. RefSeq names its product olfactory receptor class A-like protein 4. The transcript is spliced from 4 exons. Gene Ontology annotation, biological process: G protein-coupled receptor signaling pathway; sensory perception of taste. Gene Ontology annotation, molecular function: G protein-coupled receptor activity. The record is from RefSeq and is a predicted model, not a curated record. NCBI's taxonomy places the organism in Eukaryota, Metazoa, Chordata, Actinopteri, Pleuronectiformes, Pleuronectidae. Gene Ontology annotation, cellular component: membrane. The coding region runs from base 244 to 1242 and encodes 332 amino acids.